Mizuhopecten yessoensis (Yesso scallop) is the source of this 2192-nucleotide messenger RNA. RefSeq names its product titin-like. NCBI's taxonomy places the organism in Eukaryota, Metazoa, Mollusca, Bivalvia, Pectinida, Pectinidae. The coding region runs from base 175 to 2004 and encodes 609 amino acids. The transcript has 71 exons. The record is from RefSeq and is a predicted model, not a curated record.
UAUAGCUCAAGUAAAUCUCAGGUAAGCGCUGGAAGGUAUAUGACGGAGACCUUUGGGACAGGUAUAUAAGGAGGACCGUCAGACUUGAAUAGGGUUCGUCGGAGCCAGUUCUGCUUAUCAACUCUUUCACGGGAAUUACACGUUUGCAUUGUCUUGUGUCUCGCAUCAGGAAAAAUGCUUUCGUUGGUAGUUACAGUGGUCCUUCUCGGCCUGGCCGCAAGUGACCCCUCACCACCGAAAUCUAGAAGAUAUGGACACAAUGAUCCUUAUCGUGGACAACGACACCCGAUCAUUCCAGCAAGGGGACAUUCGAAUACCAAGGUUAUAACUGUACCGAAAGUUCAUCGUGAACAAGUUGGUAUACUCCACCAGGAAGCGGUCCCUGUCCAUCAGACACAGGUCGUGACCAAUGAACGGGUGAAAAUUGUAACACAAAAACAGCCUGUUCUCGUCCCACAAACCAGGGUUCAAAAGAUUCUCCAGCAGGUACCUGUGCAAACUGUUAAAAAAGUUGCAGCGCCAAUGAUCUUCAAGCAUAAAGAAAUUGUUCCCUUCAUCAAGGAAAGAACAAAUCACGUUGUUCAUAAAAUUAAAGUGCCUAAGUACAUAACAAACACUGUCGUGCGUAAAGUUCCCGAACCUGUUGCAAUUCCAAAAAUCCAAACCAAGCACGUCCAUCAUGUUCGGACAAAGGUUGUGCAUAAACACGUUCCAUCUCCAUAUCGUGUCGACAAUUAUGUCAAAGUACCAAAGCACAUUAUUAGAAAUUCUCCUUCCCCGGUUCCAGUGAAGGUUGCCGAUCCUAAGUACAUCGACCGUGUGCAUGUAAAGACACAGAUUGUUCCAAAACACAUCGUCCACACUGUCGCUAAGCCAAUUACCAAGAUCAAAACAGAAUAUAAAACCAUUCACAAAACCGUCCCUAUCCCAUCACCCAUGCCUAAACACUUUCACCACGUGAAACACGUCGACAGACCUAUUCAUCAUACAAGAACAGUGAUCAAGAAAGUGGAUGUACCCAAGAUCGUUGAGAAGACACGCUACCAUGCAGUUGGAGUACCUGUAGUCAAGACUAAUACCGUGGUAAAAACUAAUGUCGUGGAUCGGCCGAUCCCAAAAAUCUUCAAUCGAAUUCACACUGUUAGAGAAAAAAUUCCAGUUCCAUACAAGCAAACCGUGGUUCAACAACGACCAUUUCCAGUUGUGCAAACAAAGGUGGUAGAAAAACAUAUUAACCAUGUACAGAAGGUUCCAGUAGUCCGUAAUCAUGUUCAAACAGUUCACAAACAUCAUGUCGAGAAAGUAGCAGUACCCAAAAUAAUCACACAAGUCGUCCCACAGAUCAAGAUUCAGAAAGUUAUUGAACCUAGAUACAUUCUGAAGGAGACACUCAAGGAAACUUUACGGCCCACAAAAGUGGCGACGAAGUCAACAGUACAAUACUACCAGAUCAAUGCAGAUGGACAACGAGUAGCAAUUUCACCAGCACAAGUACAAAUUAUGAUUUCAUCAGGUGCUAUUUCACAAAACCAAAUACAGACGAUUCGUGGGUCACAGGGUAUGAUUAGCGGCGGCAGGACCAGUGGAUUCAGUCGAGUUGGUUCAGGCAUAAGGCAUAGAGCAGGCCGUCGACGUUACAGAACCAAUAAUGGACGAUACACAAGUCAAAGUUCAUCAGGUCCCAUUUUCGCACGUGCUGGAGGUCACAUGCAGCAAGGUGUUGCAGGUGUUGCGGGUAUUGCAGGUAUGACAGGUGGAGCGGCAGGCGGUUCAAUCGGAGCUAUGAUUUCAGACCUUCAAUCUGGGAUGCGUAGCAAUGCCGGACAUCAAGGUGGGUUUGCACAGGGAGCAGGAGUACAACAAUCAAGAUUCCUUAUGCCAGCGAUGUCCCGACGCAGACAGUAUCUACCAAGGAGUGUAGUUUCGGACGGGCAGGUGCUUCAACAGCUGAAUCGCCAGCCAAUGACUGCUAAACAUAUUUAUGGGAAAGUAACCAACAAAUAAUAAGCAUCUUUGUAUUCAUCAUGGAGAAUGGCGAUUAAUUUUUGAAAAUUAACGAAGACUUCAUUAUUCUGCACAAUUUUUUUGAAAACAGAUUUCGUUUGAAUUUCGAGGAAUUUGUAUUUGAUGGUAGCGUUUGUUCAUUAUCAUCUUCGGGCGUCGAAAAUAAAACACAGUUUACUUUUUUAUAA